This is a messenger RNA of Apus apus (common swift), 2893 nucleotides long. RefSeq names its product fructosamine 3 kinase (gene FN3K). NCBI's taxonomy places the organism in Eukaryota, Metazoa, Chordata, Aves, Apodiformes, Apodidae. Gene Ontology annotation, biological process: fructosamine metabolic process. The coding region runs from base 240 to 1169 and encodes 309 amino acids. The record is from RefSeq and is a predicted model, not a curated record. The transcript has 6 exons.
AGGGGGUUGUUUUUCACGCACAGCUAUAAAAGCUCAUGGGAAACAAAGCAUUAUGAAACGCUAUCCCUGGGUUUGCUUCUAUUUAUUUAUUUUUGCUUUCUUUUUUUUGCUUUCUUUUUUGUUUUUCUUUGGUGGGUGGCCCUUUUACCUCAUAGCAGAGUGACAGUGAAAGAAGAACCCGAGCCUUAAUCUUGUUGUGCAGUGGAUUUAGCAGCAGCAGCAGCAGCCUGGAAGUAGCCAUGGAAAAAAUCCUGAAAACAGAAUUGAAAACUUCUGUCCUGAAGGCAUUUGGGAGCUCAGGAGGAGGAUGCAUCAGCCAAGGCCAAGGUUAUGAAACCGACAGCGGGCGAGUAUUUGUUAAAAUCAACCACAAACCUCAGGCCAGGAGAAUGUUUGAAGGGGAGAUGGCAAGUUUGGAAGCUAUUCAGAAAACCAAUAUUGUGCGAGUGCCUCAGCCUAUUAAAGUAAUUGACCUACCUGGAGGAGGAGCAAUGUUUGUCAUGGAGUACCUGAAGAUGAAGCAUCUCAGCAAAUACUCCUCAAAGCUUGGAGAGCAGAUAGCAGAUCUUCAUCUUUAUAACCAGAAACUUGGAGAGAAAUUGAGAAAGGAGGGAAACACAAUUGGCAAAGGAGCAUGUCACUCUGAGUCUGAGUAUGUGGAUAAGUUUGGAUUCCAUACAGCCACUUGCUGUGGUUAUAUAGCCCAGGUGAAUGACUGGCAGAGUGACUGGCCUUCCUUCUUCAUUCGUCACCGGCUCCAAGCGCAGUUGGAUUUGAUUGAAAGAGAUUAUGGAGAUAGAGAAGCCAGAGAACUUUGGUCACAGCUAAAACUAAAGAUUCCUGAAAUGUUCCGUGAUGUAGAAGUUGUUCCUUCUCUCCUGCAUGGGGACCUGUGGGCAGGAAAUGUGGCUGAGGAUGACUCUGGGCCAAUUAUCUUUGACCCUGCUUCCUUCUAUGGCCAUUCAGAAUUUGAACUGGCCAUUGCUGGAAUGUUUGGUGGGUUUAGCAGCUGUUUUUUCUCUGCCUAUCACAGUAAAAUACCCAAAGCUCCAGGAUUUGAGAAACGAAACAAGUUGUAUCAGCUGUUUAAUUACAUAAACCACUGGAACCAUUUUGGAACUGGGUACAGGGGGUCUACCCUAAAUGUAAUGAGAAAACUUUUAAAGUAACCAGAUAGGUUUGAGAAAUUCUGACAUAGUCCCUUAGUAAUUAACAGUCCUUGCUUAUCAGAAGUAACACAAACUAAGAAAUAAUGUGGAUGAUAAAGCAAACACCUGCCAUGUAAAAGCUUAGUGCACUCUGGAGUCUCACUGUAUGUUAAGAGUGAUUGUGUAAUUUUAAACUUGUGUACAAGUUCACCAGCACAGAUUGAUACCCCAGUGAAGGAGACCACUUGGUUUGUGAAGAUCCACUGGGCUGGAAGAGCAGUAUGACAGUUGGCCUGACCUUGCCCUCCAUAGUCUCACUUCUCAGCUGCUGUGUUUGCACAGGACUUUGCCUCUUGCCACUUCAGCUGCUGCUCCAUCAGCAGCCUAUGAAGCCCUGCUGUAGUGUGAUUGUGAUGCUAGAAGUAGUAACUAGUUCCUUAACUCUCCCCUUUUUUGUUCUGUUGUAGUUUUCUGUCUCUGUUUCCAUCCCCUUUCCCAUUUGUAUUGCUGUUGUCUUUCCUUUCCCAUCUUGUGUCCUGAUCCCAAAUUCAUAUCAGAUUCUAUGAAUCUGAAAAUGGAACCAUUCUCUUCUUAAUUUAAAGAGUAGAUAAGGCCCUUUGAACUGCACUUGGCUAGCCUCUGUAAUUAAUAACAUUUCUAAUAUUUAUUUUAAUUUAAUGUAAUUUACUUACAUGCUUUUGUUUUUCUCUUCUUAUGAGAACUUAAGUGGUAUUUCUUAAGAGUUUUGUCUCUGUAGUUCCUUGGUAUUUAAAUACAUGGUAAGAAAGUGGGUUGUUACCACACAAGUUUGAUAAAAAUGUAUCAUAGUUUCAGUGUGAUAUUUUAGUGUGUUAUAAUAGUAACCUUUAAAUAACUUUGUGAAAAAUAGGAAGGAGUGGGAGGGAGGCUUGGUGUUUUGGUGGUAAGAAGCACCGAUUGCUGCUGUGUUGGUUGGUGCUUGAUGUAUUUUCAGUUUUAUGAAGUAAAGUAGGUAAAGCUGCUCUGUUCUGCCACUGCUGGAUCAUGGAAGGAACAGGGUCAAAUUAGAUGGAUUUUGUAACAUUUAAAAAAAAUUCCUAACUGCUUUAUUUUUACAGACAACAUAGGCAAUGAGAAUUUGAGGAGAAAACUAUGCAAGAUACUGACAUACAAUGUGAGCUAGAGUACAUUAACAAAUCCAUGGGUUUUUUAAUGGAAGAAAGUGGUAAAGAAAGUAGAUGUAAGAGCAGUCUAACAAAUGCUUAUGUGAAUCAGAAAAUAAGAAUAACUGAACUUAUGUAUUUAGCCUUCAGAUGGUUGUCAUGACUAAUACCUAAAAUGUUACAAUGAAAAUUUGCUCAAAUAUAUUUGGACUUAUUUCAGCCUGAAAUGGCUGUGCUGUGAAGAUAUAAUGAACUUUAAAGUCAGAUGUUGUAAUUUAUACUGUUGUAAAAGAUGUAUUUUAUUCUCUGCAAAUGUAACACAAAUUGGUUUACUGCCUUUGCAUUUGGGCUACAAUUAGGGGAAGCUGUAAUGGUGUGGUUGUAAAGCUUCAUACAGUUGUAACCAGGGGAAAAUGGAACUGUAGGAUUAGAAUCCAGUUGAGAUUGCAGCUGAUAGCUAGAAGAUCCAGGUCUGAGAAAACAGCAAAGUGCAUGCAAACUAGAGUUGCUUCCUGCUCACAAAAAUACCUUUAUUACACUGGAAAGUAUGCGUGAACUUAAGAUUUCUCCUUCUCAAAUAAAAUACUUGCCUUGCAAAAACAA